CGUCUGAUUGAUCUUCCGGAAUUGUUUCAAUGCCAUCUCUUUGAUGUUGUUUUAUUUUACGACAAUACGUUUAAUGAUUUUUGUCGUAACGUAAGAAAAUGUCCGGACCGUGUACUGUGGCGGCUCCCAAAGAUGACAAACACUGGAUGUCGAAGCACCUGGAGUACGUGGAGGCUGUUAAGAAUUCCGAUUGUGAUGUGGUCUUCAUCGGCGACUCUAUAAUUGAGUACAUGGAGACUAGCUGCAUCUGGCACGACAUUAAGACGUUGUGCAGAUGUGUGAACUUGGGAAUUGGAGGGGACAGAGUGGAGAAUGUGCUGUGGAGGGUACAAAAUGGUGAGAUGGAUUUUGUUAAUCCUGUCAAGGUUGUGGUGCUGUUGGUGGGGACGAAUAACGUGAACAAUGAGCCAGAGGAUAUUUUUGAAGGAUUGAUGGAGAUAAUCAAAGAAAUUAAAACUAGGUUGGGUAACGUGACCAUAAUAUUACCGUCGUUGCUUCCUAAAGGGCAGUACCCGAACCCUUUCCGCACCAAAAAUGAAAACGUUAACAAAAUGUUGGAAGAGAAAUUCUGCACUGAAGACAAGACUGAAGAGACUGAAAACGUUUAUUACGUGUCCAUUGGGCAGCACCUCUUGGAGCCGGAUGGUACCAUCAGUGAUAAGCACCUGUACGAUUAUUUACACCUUACUGACAUAGCUUAUCUAAAAUCAUUUGGCAUCGUCUUGCAAAAGAUGAAGGAGCUGGACUUAACUUAGACAGGGCUUAAAACUUUUAAUAGUAAUCCUUAGACUAGUACUGUUAUGGUUGUGACAAUAAGCUUCUCUUUGUUAUGACAUAAAUAUUUACUCGUUGAUGCAAAAAACAUUAAAAUAAAAUUUAUAAAACCCCCUUA
Molecule: messenger RNA, 892 nt
Organism: Aethina tumida (small hive beetle)
Lineage: Eukaryota; Metazoa; Arthropoda; Insecta; Coleoptera; Nitidulidae
Product: platelet-activating factor acetylhydrolase IB subunit beta homolog
Exons: 4
Coding region: 99-755 (218 amino acids)
Source: RefSeq, a predicted model, not a curated record